AUAAAAUGAUUACCAAACUUGGGAAGCAAUAGUCAAUUUGAUACCGUUUCACAAUGAAGACUUUUAUUUUUGCAACUUUACUGAUUGCUGUUGUAUCGGCUGGCUUCGUACCCAUCUCCCAAAGACGUCUCCCAUUGGUGCCUCUUGUGCCUACAGAGGAAUUGGAGGGCCGCAUUACCAAUGGAGAAUUAGCAAAGCCUGGUCAAUUUAAAUACCAAGUUGGUUUAAAAUUAACAAUCGGUGAUAAAGGCUUCUGGUGCGGUGGCACAUUGUUAUCUGAACGAUGGAUUUUAACUGCUGCCCAUUGUACUGAUGGCGUUGACGGUGUUACCGUUUACUUAGGAGCUACCGAUAUACACAACGAGAAUGAAGAAGGCCAACAAAGAAUCUAUGCUUCAAAGUCAAACAUCAUCGUUCAUGAAAAAUGGGAACCAGCUACGUUAAGCAAUGACAUAUCUUUAAUCAAAUUACCCGUACCUGUUGAGUUUAACAAUUACAUUCAGCCAGCUACUCUGCCCAAGAAAAAUGGCCAAUAUUCCACCUAUGACGGGGAAAUGGUUUGGGCUUCUGGAUGGGGUAAAGAUAGUGAUUCAGCCACUGCAGUUUCACAAUUUCUUCGCUAUAUCGAAGUACCUGUAUUACCUCGCAACGAUUGUACAAAAUAUUACGCUGGCUCGGUCACUGAUAAAAUGAUUUGCAUAAGCGGAAAAGAUGGUAAAUCAACUUGCAAUGGAGAUUCCGGUGGCCCAUUAAUUUACAAGGAGGGCGAUACUAAUUACGUUAUUGGUGCUACAUCCUUUGGUAUUAUUAUUGGUUGCGAGAAAGGUUGGCCAGGAGUAUUCACUCGCGUCACUUCUUACCUAGAUUGGAUUGAAGAGAAGUCUGGUGUAGUUAAUGCAUAAUAUGCAAUAAAAAAAUAUAUUCUUUCUUGCCACCUCUAAUAAAAACUUAAAUCCUAAAUCC
Glossina fuscipes is the source of this 963-nucleotide messenger RNA. Its product is annotated as brachyurin-like. Gene Ontology annotation, biological process: proteolysis. Gene Ontology annotation, molecular function: serine-type endopeptidase activity. The coding region runs from base 54 to 902 and encodes 282 amino acids. The transcript has a single exon. The record is from RefSeq and is a predicted model, not a curated record. Lineage: Eukaryota; Metazoa; Arthropoda; Insecta; Diptera; Glossinidae.